Hyposmocoma kahamanoa is the source of this 999-nucleotide messenger RNA. RefSeq names its product cytochrome c oxidase assembly protein COX19. Gene Ontology annotation, cellular component: mitochondrial intermembrane space. Gene Ontology annotation, biological process: mitochondrial respiratory chain complex IV assembly. The coding region runs from base 14 to 280 and encodes 88 amino acids. NCBI's taxonomy places the organism in Eukaryota, Metazoa, Arthropoda, Insecta, Lepidoptera, Cosmopterigidae. The transcript is spliced from 2 exons. The record is from RefSeq and is a predicted model, not a curated record.
UUUAACCGAAAACAUGUCGACUGCUAUGACUUUUGGUCAGAAACAGUUUAUACCAACUCCGCCGGAUAAGGGAAGUUUUCCACUGGAUCACGAGGGUCUAUGUAAGAAGACGAUGACGAAAUAUAUGAAAUGCCUAUUCAACAACAACGGAGACAACGCUCUAUGCAGGACAGAGGCGAAAGAGUAUCUGGCUUGCAGAAUGGAAAAUAACCUAAUGGCAAAAGAAGACUGGUCUAAGUUAGGCUUCAAAGAAUUUGAAAUUAACACAAAACAAGAUUGACUCAGAAAAAGUGACAGUUUAUGUGAUAAUGUAAUUUAGCAGCCAGAGCUCGUCAUCAUCGAAGUGUGCGUCGCCCCCGCGUCCUGAACCAGGGAAGAACGCGUGCGCAAGAAUAGCACCACGCCCAUCGAAUGCGUACGCAUCGCCAUGAGCUCCUCUGUAACAAUAAAUUGUUAAUAAUAAUAAUCUUUUGCAUUCUGUAGAGUAGGUAUAACAAUGGUUAUUAGAGUAAUUACUAAAUAUAGUAUUUCUCCCGCAUAAUAUUUGCUGUCAUAUUUUAUAUUACCUUACCUACCUAAUAACAUUGUAUAAGUUUGUUUUUAAGCCAUUGAUCAAUCUAUAAUUUUACAUAGUGUGCCUAAAAAGGAGUAAUAAAUUAUUUGUAACGGGUAAACAUGAUCAAUAUGACGGAAACAGCAAAGUUAAAGUGGUUGUCUCGAUGAAGCACGGUUUAACUGCUGAUGAAAAUUCCCACUGAACUUAAUAUAUUCAUUUCGCAACAAACAACUGUGCCGCAGUGGAUGGAGGCUGUGGAGCAAUCAAACUUGUGUCCCUGGGUGCUCGCUCUCGGACACUACCCACCUAAUCAUUUUUCGCGCCGUCGAAACAGCGGAAAGACCUCCUCGGCCAUGCAUAUUUCACGCAAUAUUAGCUGACCGCUGCGUUAUUGAGUUUCCAUGUGAAAGUUUUACCAUAAACCGGUAAGGCGGGGAAUACGC